AGACCUCCAUUUGCGUACACUACACACAAAGAGUUACACGCAUGCGCAAAUCUCUAUUCAACAGGACCGGCUUUCAAAUUUUUAAAGAGAACAAAGAUAAAGUACUAAAAAAAAAUGUCACCUGUUAUUUUUUUAUUCGUGUCAACGUUAUAUCAAAUAUGUGACAAUUAUUUUGGUUAUGGCUUUUGAAAAAUUAUUAAAUAAUAUCGCACGUACACUCAUUUCAUCCCAAAUAAAACCGCAAAUUUGUCGAUUGCCCCUUUUGCAAAAUCAAUUCGUAAAAUCACAAUUUUCACGCUUUUACAGUUCUGAUAAAAAUAACAGUGGGAAAAAGCCGAAUCAUCGAGAAAACAAAUCAUUUCGUCACAAUUAUUCCGAAGAAGUUGAAGCUGCUGUUAAUCAUCAAAUUUUAUCAGAAUUGAAUGCUAGUAUGGUCUACUUAUCAAUGUUUUGCUACUAUGGGAGAACAGAUAUAGCCUUGCCUGGAUGCCAGUCAUAUUUUAAAGCAAUGUAUCAUGAAGAACAAGACCACGCACUUGAAUUCGUUCAGUACCAACUUAUGAGAGGUGGACAAGUAAGACUUUUUCCGAUUACGGUACCUGAGGAUGGUAAUUGGACAGAUAUAACGAUUGCUCUUGGUGUAGCACUUGGACUGGAGAAGAGGGUUAAAGAACAAUUAGAGGAUCUUGCGGAACUUGCAGAAUGUCACAAUGAUAAACAACUAGUGGAUUUACUGGAUUCGAAGUUUAUGAAAGAACAAAAUGAAUCAAUUUGUGAACUGAGUCGUCUUUUGACGAAAGCGAAAAGACUGGUGGACACUGGCGGCGUCGGGAGACAUAUUUUCGACAAAGAAAUUUUCAAAUAUGUGGCUAAAAAACACCCACAUAUUAAGCUCCCGUUUGAUACUAUAUAAAAAUUAAACAGUUGAUAAUUGACGUUUUAUUCAUCACAUUUUAGAAGAUUACAUAAGCACUUAUAUACUGUGCUAAAAGUCAUUUAAAAAAUAUUUCAGUGUAAGCAUGAAAUUCUAUCAGUCCUCGGACUUGUUAUUUCAAUCAACAUUCUCC
Messenger RNA from Tribolium madens (black flour beetle), 1067 nucleotides. Its product is annotated as soma ferritin-like. Lineage: Eukaryota; Metazoa; Arthropoda; Insecta; Coleoptera; Tenebrionidae. Gene Ontology annotation, molecular function: ferric iron binding; ferrous iron binding. Gene Ontology annotation, biological process: intracellular iron ion homeostasis; iron ion transport. The record is from RefSeq and is a predicted model, not a curated record. The transcript is spliced from 2 exons. Bases 179 to 913 code for a protein of 244 amino acids. Gene Ontology annotation, cellular component: cytoplasm.